Messenger RNA from Leptosia nina, 1983 nucleotides. The record is from the annotation of a GenBank genome assembly. NCBI's taxonomy places the organism in Eukaryota, Metazoa, Arthropoda, Insecta, Lepidoptera, Pieridae.
AUGCACUGUAAAUCAAAUUUACCGCCACGAUUCUUGCAAAAUGUACAAGGACAUCCGUCAAUAGUGAUAAACAGGGUAUUAAAGAUGUCGCGUAUACCUAAAAUAACACCGGCUAAAGAAAAUAGACCGGGGCUUUCAAAUACGAAAACCAAUAAUGUAAGGAGUACAAGAACUAUUGGGAACAGUCUAAGUGAUGCUGAUAAAAAAUGUCUUCUGCUCAACCAUACGAAGCCUAUUGUAAAACCUUCAACGAGUUCAACAGUGCCAGCUGCCAGGCUCAAGAGAGCUGCUACGGUGCCCAGUGCCAUAAAUUCUGCUCCCAAAGCGGCUAAAAUAGAACGUAAACCAAGUGCUGGACCAAGAAUUCCAGCUUAUGACUACAAAGCGAGAUUCAAUGAUUUACUAGAAAAGCACAAAGCUGUGAAGAACGAAUUAACCGAAUUAAAGGAUAAACAUUUAGAAGUUUCUGAUGACUACGAAAAGUUUAAAGACAUAUCCGAGAGCAGUGUUCAAGAAAAUAAAAUCUUGAAAGAAAAACUUUUGAAUGCUAUGACUGAACUAAGACAGAUAACUAGUGACUAUGACAGCAUUAAGCUUGACAAGGAACUCCAAAAGCGAGAAAUUGAAGAUCUUCACAAUAAAACAAAAAUAUUAGAAGAUGUUACACAUAGUUUAAAGCUAAAGUCGACUGAGUUUGACAGACUAAAAUUGGAAUAUGAUGAUUUAAACAGGCGUCACACAAGCUUGAAAGAAGAGACAGAAGCACUACGGGUUCUAACUGAACAACUUAAAAAAGUGUCAGCAGAACAUCAGCAAUUAAAGGAAGAUCACAAAGUUGCUCUUGAGGCAAUUACAAAAACUAAAUGUGACUAUGAAGCACUACAAAAUAUAAUUGACACAAUGUACAGAGAUCAAAGAAUUUUAAGAAAUACUGUUCAGGAUCUAAAAGGUAAUAUUAGGGUGUACUGUCGGGUUCGACCACCACUAGAGUCCGAAGCAAAUAAGCCAUUAUACAAUUUCAAUGUUCUUGAUGCUUGUUCCAUUGAAAUAGAGAAAAUUGAGUUACUGAACUCAGCAAGAAAGGGCAAGUCUCAGCACACCUUCACGUUUGACGGAAUUUUUACACCUCACUCUUCACAAGAGGAUGUAUUUGCAGAGGUAUCCCCAAUGGUACAGUCCGCAUUAGACGGUUAUAAUGUAUGCAUCUUUGCAUACGGUCAGACAGGCUCUGGUAAGACAUACACAAUGGAAGGUGGAUGUGGUGUGGAACAAUAUGGAAUUAUACCAAGAUCCAUAAAUAUGAUUUUCGAAUGUAUGCAAGACCUUAGACGAAUGGGCUGGGAGUUGACGAUUAGAGCAUCCUUCUUAGAGAUCUACAAUGAAGUAAUAUAUGAUCUUCUUAACUCAAACAAGGAGCAGGAGAACCAUGAUAUCAAAAUGGUUAACUCAAAAGGGUCUGAUUUAUAUGUUUCCAACUUGCGUGAGGAAGAAGUGAAGAGCUCUCAUGACUUCAUCAGGUUGCUAAUUUUUGCGCAACGUAACAGACAAACGGCUGCCACAUUAAAUAAUGAAAGGAGUUCACGAUCCCAUUCUGUGGCACAAAUUAAAAUUUCAGCUAUUAAUGAGAAGCGUAAGGAAAAGUUCACCAGCCACCUUAAUCUGGUUGACCUUGCAGGUUCGGAAAGUGGAAAAACGACUCAGAGGAUGGAUGAAACAAAACAUAUAAAUAGGUCCUUAUCGGAAUUGUCCAAAGUAAUCCUAUCCCUGCAGACAAAUCAGUCUCACAUUCCAUACAGAAACUCUAAGCUGACACACCUUCUUAUGCCGAGUUUGGGUGGAAACUCAAAGACCCUUAUGUUGGUAAAUAUUAAUCAAUUUGAUGUUAACUUCAAUGAGACUCUUAACUCCUUGAGAUUUGCCACCAAUGUUAAUAGCUGUCGGAUGGUUAAAGCUAAGAAGAACCUUACUAUGGUAGAUUUUUAA